GCGCUCUCAAUACCGCGGCGCGCGCCCUCGGAGAACCCUGUUGGGUCUGUGAAGCUAGUCCCGCUGACUGUCACUGAAACUGCUAUCAGUUUAUCAGUCAGAGGAAAUGUGUUACCAGCACGUGGAGGGGCCGUUAUUGCGCUUGCUGUGAUGAAAACCGGAGCGUCAACAAAAGAUAGGUCAGGGGUGGUGGAAGAGGACGGUCAUGUGGUGUAGGAGAAAACAGAGACAUCGGAAUGCCACAGGCUCUCUCACUUCUGCCCUUCCUGUUGGUGCUCAUGGGAUAUGCUUUUGCAGGGCUCAAUAUCUGGCCUUCCUUCCAUGUUGCCCUUAGCAACGCCAGUGUAUUUGUGGACUUCAGCACAAAAUCCAACAGCAGCAACGUCCGCAACACGAGCCUCUCUCUGGUCAACACGGAAACCAAUACCACCCUCCUGAACAGGACGCUCCCCAAUAACCAAUCGACCGGUAGGGUGGAGUUCAACUGCUCUUGCUUCCUGUAUGCAGGAACUUUCCGGUUCCUGCUGAGGCAGACCAUCAUCUCUGCUGUGUCUCAUGCUAAUGGCACGGACGAAAGUAGCACGGAGAGCACUACCUGGUGGUGGAGUUCCGAACUGCAGGUGCAGUGGCCCACUUUUCACGUCGCUGUGGAGAAGGCAGGAAACCGCUCAGGAUCUUUUCAGGUUGGGAUAGCCACUAAUGAACACUUCCAGGCUUGCUCCAGCGGCAUUGACUCUUCUCUCUUUCUAGAAGUCAGCUACAUGGAGUACAACCAGAUAGGGCGAAACAGCAUUGACAAGAUCCGAGCCCGCACACGGCACCCAAUCAAACCCCUCCGUUCCCAGAGUGUUGAGCUGGCCUGCGCUUUCCCCUUCACAGAAAGAGACUUCAUACGAGUGGCUCUACGUUCUCCUCAUGCAGCACAGGAUGUGAAGAGCUCUGGACCUCUUUACCUGUCCCGUAUCUUUUCCUACAAGCUGUUGGUGGAAAACGCCAACGCUUACAGGAGUGGUUGUGAAGGGACUAUGACUGUUAAACUGAUAACCCCACCUUGUGCUCACAUCAAUGGGAAAGUAUUGCUGUAUAAGGAGGCAGGCAAUGGAAGAGUAGUUACUGUUUCCUCUGGGAUGGGAGCAAGCGGAACAGCCCUAAUGGGGUUUGGACCAGAGGAGCCCUCUUCUCCUCCGUUGGCUUUUAACUGGCUGACUCAGGGAGAGAAUGAGACAGAAUUCAACUGUUCUGUGUUUGACCCAGGAAGGAACAAGUACUGCUUUCGCUUUGUUUUCAACUUCAGUCGCUCCCCUAGUCCUGCACAGACCUGUCUAGUGGUUCACAGGAGUGCAGAGUCAUGGGGUCCAUGGCUGCCGUGGAGUGUGUGCAGUGUGAGCUGUGGAGACGGGGUGAGGGAACGAGUGCGCGAGUGUUUGCUGCCCUCAGGUGUGGAGGUGCAGUGCGCUGGCAUGGUGAAGGAACAGUCCCUCUGCUCACUGGAGGACUGUGCUGUGAUGCCUGCACCUUCUCCAUCCCUCCCCCCUGUAUCUCUCGGAGUUCCACCCCUAGGUGGUAACAUAGUCGUGGUAGCUGGUAUUUCCCUUUGCCUGGCCGUGAUUCUGGCUACUGUUGUGGUGACUGUGUGGAGAAAGCUUUGCCACACCCCUCCGUGCAGCUCUGUCCACAGAGGCUCUAUGCAUUCCCCUGGAGGACGCAAGCUCUCUGAUGAGGCCUCCAUUUGUGGCCACAGCCUCCAGAGACCCAGCCUGUCCGACGCCCAUGGCCCACAGGGGGGCAUGGUUGUGGCUGUAGCCCAGACAGACACUCCUUUCCUGGGCAGCCAGCCUUUCUCACAGACACUGGUGAUACCUGUCUCACAGGACCCAGAAAGGCUGUCCCCCACAGGUCAGAAGUUGUUGCCACCAAUAUUUGGGUACCGUUUGGCUCAGCAGCAGUUGAAAGAAAUGAAGAAAAAGGGGUUAAAAGAGGCCACACAGUUGUACCAUGUCUCCUCAAGCCCAGUCCAGGAUACCUUGGUAGAGACGUCUGCUUCACCCACCAACUCGCCCAUCCCUACACCAACUGGAUUUGCUCAUUCCGCACUCCCUUUGUGCCUCCAGGACGGUGCCAACCACAACCAUUUUUGUAUUGCAGCUCCCUUUUCUGAGCCGCCAUCGCAGACUUCUAGUGUCACCCCAGACAGACUGGAGGAGGUCUUAGGUCCUCUUAUCUCUUCUCAUGCAAGUGGGGGCAGCUCAAAAUGGCGUGACCGUACAGCUGACUGGGUGGAGAUGGUAGAGAGGAGUGCUUUAGCAGGUCUCAGACGAGGAGGGGGAGAUGCAGGAAUAGUAAACUCCUUUCAUAAAAAUCCAAAUUUCCGCCGGACCUCCAGUUUUAAUGACACCAAACCGCAGCCUCCACCCUCUGCACAGUCCAGACAGUUCAGAGAAAGGAGCAUGACCCAGGUGGGAUCUCGGACCCUCCCGGAAGGAAGCUGUUGGAACAAAGGAGGAAGGGAGAGGCAGCCAUACCGUUCUUACCCCAUUCCAGAGCAUGAGGUCUCAGAGUGGGUUAAAUACAGACCCCAGAGAAAUGACCAGAGGAAGCCCUGGAUAGAGACACCUGUUCCUUCUCAUAGUAGUGAGCUCAAACACACAGGAACCAACACAAACAGCAUUUCAGCUUCAGAGAAACAUGCUAAAGCAGACCUCAAUAGCACUGGGCAAAGGAGUGUUGAGACAGGAGGUGGAGGGGGAAUCUCAGGGAUUGGGGGUCCAGCAGCGGGACCUGCCAGCCUGAGUGUGGAUCGUGCAGAGCGGGCUGAGCAGAACUGGAACCGUCGUGGCCCAUCACCUAUCCAGAGGAACAUGCUGGCCCGGAAAUUAAAGGAGGCUCAGUCCUGCUCUGGGGUUAAGGGGCGGCAGCGCAGCUCCACCUUUAGUGUAUCGUCCUUGGAGCAGAGGAAAGGUCUCUGCCGCUCUCUGCCAAUGUCUGGAGACUACAGCAGCAGUGGUGGCUCACCCUAUAGGCUGAGUGAGGCAGAGCAGAGGAUGUUGGACGUAGAUCUGUCCUCAAAUGUAGGGGAGAUAUAGUAGAUCACAUGUUUGUGGUUCUGUACUACACCUGUAAGGAAUUGCCCUUGCAACUUAAAUUUAUUCCUAACAUAAAUCAUCUUUUACACCACAUCUUUACAAAGACUCUUAUAUCAGUGAAGAAUGUAUUAAGAAUGUGUUACUGUAGGGAGUUUGCUCAUCAAUGAGAAGGAGAACAAAAAGUAAAAUUUUUUUAGAAGAUAUUUCCAGAAGUUUAUGUUUCAAAGAUAAGGAUUUUCUUGUAAUUGUUUUAAAAUUUAUAAUUUUGAGAGGCUUUAUAAUUGAACAUAUUUCUGUCUUGUUUAGAGUAUGACUGUGUUCGGAACGUCUCUUUGUAAGUUUCUUUGUAUGUCAACUACUGGUACAGUAUGUACCACAAUAAGUCAUUUAUUUAACAUGACCUUGACGUCUGUAUGCACUGUUGAUGACAGUAUUCAGAACUCUACAGAAGACAGGUGAGUUUCAUUGUUCUACACUGCUGAAUGUGCUUGUUUUUAUCAUGCUGUGAAGUCCCACUGUACAUUACUGAUUAGGGACAGUUUGUAUGUGUGAUAUAAGCAAUGUCAGGCAUACUGCAAAAUGCACAAGUUAGAGUGGUAAUAUACAGUUUCAACUGUGUUUGAGGCAGUCAAAAAUGAAAGUCAGUGAGGCACUGAGAUGCUUUUUGUUUUAUUGUUUGAGUAAUAUAAUAAUACACUUCAUAGAAAGCAAUGCUUACUGGAAAAUAGAAGAUGCUGUACUAUUGCCAUUUGAUAAUAUUUUCAAAUAAUGAAGCAAAGGGAGAAAUUAAAAUACAUAUAAUGUUAACAUGAA
Messenger RNA from Micropterus salmoides (largemouth bass), 3896 nucleotides. RefSeq names its product thrombospondin type-1 domain-containing protein 1. The record is from RefSeq and is a predicted model, not a curated record. Gene Ontology annotation, cellular component: cell periphery. Lineage: Eukaryota; Metazoa; Chordata; Actinopteri; Centrarchiformes; Centrarchidae.